CCGCGCGUGGUAUCGUCUCCAUGGCGACGCGGCGUCUAAGGUUCCACGCUCCGACACCCGCGCAAACCCUAGCGGGGCUGGCCUUUGGUGACUGCCCUGCAGGGGAUCGGCGUGAGAGGGCCACAAGCGGAUGGAGGAACUGAGGCCUAAAGAAGUUCAGUAACUUACCCAAACUUACCUGGCACGUGACAGAACUGGAAGGUGAAUCCAGUCUCUUCACUCAAGAGCCCCAACUUUUUGGCCCUGAAUUUUGUAUUCCAGAAAUCCCUCGACACUCUAUAAAAGUGUUUUCCAUAACAUGAAUGAACUGGAAUGUGGCAGAUGGUUUAGAUUACAUCUUGUUUUGUCUUGUUGAAGUGGAGGAGAAAAGAGGUGGUGUACAAGUGAGCCAAGCUGAAUUUAUGAUUUUUAGGGUCAGCUCAGUGGGAAAGGCACCAAAAUAUAUACAGAAUGGCAGAUUGUUAGAGUUUGAUUCAAAGGAAAAAGUGAUGAUUGAACCAAAUGAAACAAUGUCAGAUAAAUGCCUCUUUGGACGAAGACCAGGAUUGGCCAGCAAACUUUAUACAUCAGCAAUACAAGUUUCUCUAAAUGUAGUCAAGACAUUCUUAGAAAAGAAGGAAGUCUCUUCAAAAAAUAUCGAAAAUAAAGUCUCUUUAAAGGAUACUGAAAAUAGAGUAUCUUCAAAGAGUAUUGAAAAUAAAGAUACAGAGACAAAUCUACAGUCGAAACUAUGGUCAUCUUCCUUCUUAAAAGAAAGCACAGGUGAGGUGAGCAAAGAUACAGUCAUUGCACAGCAGGACAAAAAUAAUAAAUAUUGCCUUCAGGAUAUUGAUGAUAAGUUGUCCGAAACAACAGAUAAUGAUGGUGAAGAUGACACCAAUGAUGAAGAUAAUGAUGAAGACAGUAACCCAAAUAAGUAUACUCGUGCCCCAUUAGAGUUAAUGGCAGAAUUCCUGAGAGCAGAAAUGAGCCACGACUACCAUUUGGCAAAAAAAUUAUGUCAGAUGAUCCUAAUCUAUGAACCAGAAAAUCCUGAGGCCAAGGAGUUUUUCUCACUUAUUGAAGAAAUGUUGCUGAUGGAGAAAACUCAAAAUCUUGAGGAAGAUGAUCAAGAUAGUGAAGAAGACAGUAGCAGUAAGAGUAAAGGAGAAAGUGAGGAGCUAAGUGAAGAAAGCUCUGAUGAAUGUGAAGACGGGUGAUAAAAGGUGCUACUAUGGUUUAAUCGUUGUGUAUUUUUAUGACUGGAAAUAAAGAAG
Messenger RNA from Rhinolophus ferrumequinum (greater horseshoe bat), 1256 nucleotides. RefSeq names its product glutamate rich 2 (gene ERICH2). The record is from RefSeq and is a predicted model, not a curated record. The transcript is spliced from 12 exons. Lineage: Eukaryota; Metazoa; Chordata; Mammalia; Chiroptera; Rhinolophidae. Bases 303 to 1199 code for a protein of 298 amino acids.